UUUUCAGAGAAUCCCUGAGUUUUCUAGGAUGAGAGAGACGACUGAGGGAAAUUAGAAAUGGCCACCCGUCGUCAAAAAGAGCUUCUGCAGCUGCUCACCUGUGCUGCUCUUUUUCUUUGUGUGCGAUCACAGUGCCAACAAGGCUGGAGAGAGUAUGAGAACAAAUGCUACUAUUUUUCUACUGACGCCAAAUCCUGGCUGGACGCCAACGCAUUCUGCCUGCAGCACCACAGCAACCUGAUGAGCAUUCAGGACCUUCAGGAGAGGCUGUGGGUGAGAACACAAAUCAGCACUGAGAUCUACUGGAUCGGUCUGAAUGAUCGGGUCACAGAGGGCACGUGGGAGUGGACAGACGGGAGUCCUUUCAUAGAAUACCUCUCGUUCUGGAUGUCGGGUCAACCGGACAACUGGCAGGACGAAGACUGUGGUCAGGUUGUGGGAAGCAGCUAUGGACACUGGAACGAUGAGGACUGCAGCGUGCAGAGGAAGUUCAUCUGCAAGCAUCUCAACCCCAACCCUGGCCCACAGUGUGAUGCCACGUCAGGAUGGCGCCAGUAUGGAUCCAACUGCUUCAAGCUGAAUUCGGACACCAGGAAGAGCUGGGUGGCGGCCAGACACGACUGCGUGCAGGAUGGCGGCGACUUGGCCUCUGUGACCACGGCGGCAGAGGAGCAGUUCAUCACAUCCACUCUGGACUCGUCUCAUCUGGGCAUGUGGAUCGGUCUCUCCACCUUGAAAUGCAACAAGAUUUCCUGCCAUGUCGAGGUUGGCAACAGUCAGUUCGCCUGGUCUGAUGCUCGCCUGGACGACUACCGGAACUGGGCCAGCGGUGAACCCAUUGUAGACACACAGACUGGUUCCUGUGCUGCCAUAAUCAAAGACACAUCUGAUGAGUUUGGCAAGUGGAAGUCACACGCUUGCAGACACGAGCGUCCUUACAUGUGUAAACGUCCACUGAACACUAUCUGUCCUCCUGGCUGGCUGAGCUUUUCAGGAAGCUGCUACUGGAUGAUCAGCAACAUCAACAUGUUGACCACGUGGAAUGAGGCGCAGACCAAGUGCUCAGACAUUGGGGCCCACUUAUUGAUCAUCAACAGUCAAGAGGAACAGUUCUUCAUCAACGGGAAACUUCCUGACUAUCACCAGGUGGACAUUCCUGACAUCUGGAUCGGUUUAUCGGAUAAGGACCACGACGGGACGUUUAAGUGGGUGGAUAAGAGUGACGUCACCUUCUCUAACUAUGGCGCCGGUUGGCCCACCAACACCCCGAACCUCUGGGACUGUGGACAGAUCUACACCGGAAAUUACGAUGGCAAAUGGGAAACAACCAACUGCUUCAAGAGUCUGGGCUACAUCUGCGAGAUGACUGGAGGACAGAACCCAAAGCCCACUUCAGCUCCCGAAUUCAGCUGUGACCCUGGAUAUUUGUUGUUUGGGGACUUCUGCUACCACUUUGAGACAGAGGAUGUGAAAAACUGGCAAGACGCUGAGGCCCAGUGUGUUUCUCAGCAGGGUCACCUGGUCAGCUUCCACUCACAAGAGGAGCUUAGCUUCAUCACUGCCCACAUGCCCGGGGAGUCAUGGGUGGGCUUGAACGACAUCAGUGUUGAAGGCCAAUACGUCUUCAGCGAUGGCACUGCUGUGGAGAUCCUCCCGUGGGCCCCAGGGCAGCCGGACAACUGGCAGAACAACGAGGACUGUGUCAACCUUCGAGGGAUGAAUCACGCUCAGGCGGGAAAACUCAACGACGACUUCUGCUCAUCGACAAAAGACUACAUUUGCAAAAAAGCUAAAGGAUCCGGACCGCCUCCUCACCCUCCCACGUCAGGACCAGGAUGGAACGAAAAGUGUGGCGCUUGGGCGUCCGACCCGUUUAAUGACUACUGCUACCUGUUCAACUACCAGUCGAUGAGGACGUGGGCGGAAGCUCGAGCCGACUGUGUCAACCAGGGAGGAGACCUGCUCAGCAUCACUGAUCCUGUUGAACAGGCCUUCGUACAUGGGAUGAUCCAGCAGAGCCCUGUGGGCAUCUCCAUGUGGAUGGGCGGUCACGACUCCAUCACUGAAGGCGGCUGGGAGUGGACCGACGGAUCUCCGUUCAGAUACAUCCACUGGAACACAGGAAACCCUGAUGACUACUACGGUGAGGACUGUCUGUCCAUCCUCAUCAACAAUGGCUACUGGAACGACGACAACUGCGAGUACAAGAGAGGAUACAUCUGCAAGAGGAGAGGAAAAACUCCAGAGCCUCCUCCACCUCACGACGGAUUCAUGAAGGCGCUCGUGUGCCAGGACUCGUCCGCCGUCCUUCACUGUCCCCUGGAGAGCGUCAUCAACAUCCAGUCCGCUUUCUUUUGGCGUAUGCGCGACGACAUCUGUCCAAGCUUUGAUGGUUCACAUGGAAACUGCUCCGUGCCCGGUGUCCUGCCUCUGGUCAGGAAAGCCUGCGACAACCGUCCCUUCUGUUUUGUUUACGCUCACAUGGAACAAGACCCUUGCCCCAGAGUCUCCAAGUACAUGGAAGUAGUGUACAGCUGUGAGCAGAAGGUGUGUCUGCAUGGACUUGGCGUGGAGGAUCGGAACAUCUCGGACUCCCAGUUGUCGGCCUCCUCGUCCAGCAGGCAGCACCCUCCCAGCCAUGCUCGUCUGAAUGGAAACUCCUGCUGGAUUUCCUCUGGAUCUGCCACGUCCAGCUGGAUACAGGUCAACUUGGGCCAAAAGAGAAAAGUGACCGGAAUCGUGAUCCAGGGCUGCCCCCAGCUUGACAAUUGGGUCACCAAAUUCAAACUCAAGCACAGCAUUGACGGACUCACUUGGACUGACUACACCACCGAUGGGCCGUUCCUCCUGGGCUCCGUCGACAGAAGCACGGCCGAGACACAGCUCCUGGGCACGCCGGUGUCAGCUCAGUAUGUCCGCAUCUUCCCACUAGAGGUCAACGGUCAGGGCGGACUGCGCUUCGAUGUUUUGGGCUGCACGCCGGACUAUGCUGUCACAUGCGCCUCCAGGCCCAACUUCAACUUUGCCAAUGACCGGAUGAUGGUCCAUUGUCCAGCCCGGUGUGCCAGAUCCGACUACUCUGUGUUUGGAACGACGGUGUAUCGAGGCGACUCAAACAUCUGUGCUGCUGCCAUCCAUGCUGGAGUCAUUCUGAACGAGAACGGUGGGGACUGCACUCUGCUGAAACUGCCCGGACAGGACUUCUACACCGGCUCCACCAAGAACGGCAUAACGUCCAAACAAUAUGAUGGCUCCUACUCAGUGUCUUACUCGUUCACUGAUGGAGAGCUUAGGUGUUCUGGUCCGGACUGGUACGAGUUCGGCGAGUACUGUUACAAACCUUUUGAGGACAAAAAGACGUGGCAUGACGCUCAGAAAAGCUGCAGGGCUGUCGGGGCGGAGCUGGUGUCCAUCCGCUCGGCGACGGAGCAGAACUGGCUGGAGAGCUACUUAUACUUGGCCACCAGCGACGUCUGGACCGGUCUCAAUGACCUAGCCCAUUCAGGCAUGUUCAUCUGGUCCGACGAGCACAUAGUGACUUUCACCUACUGGGCUCCCGGAGAACCGAACAACCAUGACGGCUUUAAGGAGGACUGUGUGGAGAUGCUGCACCAGAGCGGCAGGUGGAACGACGUGUCCUGUACCGAGCUCAACACCUACAUAUGCAAGAUGCCCAGAGGUCACUACCCGCCUCCCUCAGUCAGACCCACCGUCUAUGGAUGUCCACUGGGCUGGGAUGCGUACGGUUACUCCUGCUACUGGAUGGAGGAGACAGCCCGCACUUGGUCACAGGCUGAAGAGUUCUGCAGACAGCAGGACGCUUUCCUGCUGCAUAUUGGAGACAUUUAUGAGCAGUCCCACUUCACGGUGGCGUUGACUGGAAAGACGGGAAUGUGGUGGAUCGGCUUGCGGACGAAAGGGAGCGGGGGAGGAGUGGACUACGUCUGGGUGGAUGGCUCUCCGCUCACCUUCACUCACUGGGACAGAAACCAGCCAGAUAAUGGGGAUGGAACUUGUGUCGCCAUGACGACGGGUGCGGUCGGAGGCUUCUGGGACGACAAGGAGUGCUCAGAAAAGUUUGCUUUCAUCUGUGAGAAACACCGACCUGACAUCAGCCCACCCACCAAGGCCCCGACUCCUCCUCCGUCGCAGGGCUGCGCUGACACCUGGACUGCCAAGCCACACUUCAGGAACUGCUACAAGCUAUUCCACAAAGUGGACUGGUCCAUGAAGAAGAGCUGGAGCGCCGCCCUGGAGGACUGCGUGGCCCGAGGAGCCAACCUAGUCAGCAUCCACAGCCAGGAGGAGGAGCAGUUUCUGUCAGAGUACACCAAAGGCAGCAGCAAGUGGAUCGGACUCCAGAGCAACGCCAUGGAAGGAGGUUACUCCUGGAGCGACGGCACCCCGGUGUCCCACACCAACUGGGAUCACGGCGAGCCCAACAACCACGAUGGCAGGGAACAGUGUGUGGAGAUGGUCAGCAGCACCAACGGGACGGUGUCCUGGUGGAACGACCUCAACUGUGACGCACACCAGGACUGGAUAUGUAUGAUCGCCAAAGGAAAGACCCCAGUUGUGCCUCCUGCACCCCCAUCUCCUAUUCCAGCUCCAGAGUGCGGCUCCAAUCCCGGCUGGAGGAAGUACAACAACAUCUGCUACUACUACAACGACACAGAGGAGGUGGACUUCCACACUGCCAUGGGCCGUUGCUACCAGGAGAAGGCUCUCCUCGUAUCCAUCCUGAAUCAGCACGAGCAAGCUUAUGUCAACAGCAUGGUGGGCACGGGUCAGAUCGCCUCCGCCUGGAUCGGUUUGAGAAUGUUUGGUAUCGCAGGAGGAGAGUACAAGUGGGUGGACCACUCACCAGUGACCUACACCCACUGGGCUGCCGGAGAACCCAACAACGCCAACGGGGAGGAGCAGUGUGUUCAGAUGAACAGACAUCAAGGUGCAUGGAACGAUGCUAACUGUGGCCGAGCCAUGGCCGGUUAUGUCUGCAAGAAGUACCAUGGAGACAGUCACAGCACGCCUCCACCCACACAGCCCUGGCUGGGCCACUGCCCUGCAGGCUGGCUGCGGUUCAACGACAAGUGCUUCCUGUUCAAAGGGAAGAAGGGCGACAUGAAGGCCAACUGGUCUCACGCCCGGGGCUGGUGCAGGGAGCAGGGAGGAGACCUGGCCGUCAUCGACAGCCAGUAUGAAAACGACUUUGUGUCCAGCUACCUGAGGGACUUGGAGCUGCCCACUUGGAUUGGCCUGUCUGACCUGUUAGUGGAGAACCAGUACGCCUGGAGUGACGGCGUCAGCCCAGUCCGGUUCACCAACUGGAAUGAGAAGGAGCCCAACAAUGCUGGAGGAGCGGAACACUGUGUGGCCUUGACCCACAACCAGCUGGUGACCGGACGGUGGAACGACGACGCCUGCCACAAGCCGCACAGCUUCGUCUGCUCCAGGAUCAAAUCAAGCACCGUGGAGCCCCCUCCUCCAACCAAGAGCCCGUGCCCAGGUGGCUACAUCUCCUGGUACAUGAACUGCUACAAGCUGGUGGAGGAGCCGGCCACCUGGGCUUCCGCCCGGGCCACCUGCGAGAAGCAAGGAGGCGACUUGGCCAGUAUCGACAUGAGCUACGACCAGGCCUUUGUGGCCGGAGCAGUUCUGCAGGGUGAGACCGACGCCUGGAUCGGACUCAGACGCAAGGAGGACGACUCCUACACGUGGUCUGAUGGCUGGCCUGUGUUCUUCACAAAUUGGGGUCCCGGGGAGCCCUCCAACAUCAAAGGCGAGGGCUGUGUGAGCAUGCAUGCUUCCAGGUUCCUUCACGGGACAUGGAAUGACACCGACUGUGACCAAGCCAAAGCUUUCGUCUGCAAGAUCUCCAAAGAAAACCCACCACCUACUCCUGCACCUGGAGACGGGAAGUGUCUUCCAUUCUGGAAACCUUACGGCCAAUACUGUUACUACGUGUACAACGAGGCCCAGGGCUUCUCCUGGCCGGACUCGCGUCACUACUGCAGGGAGGUCCAAGCAGAGUUGGCGUCUAUCCACAGCAGAGCUGAGCUGGAGUUCAUCCGGAAAUUAGACCACUCCAAGAAGCACCACCUCUGGAUCGGCCUCACUCGGGGCGAGAAUGGUGGCUGGACCUGGACUGACGGAACAGCAGUGGCUUUCCUAAACUGGGCCCCCAAUGAGCCCAACGCAGCCUUCCACCCUGGAGAGGCCAUGCAGGAGAAGUGCGUGGAGAUGAGUGGCGACGCUCUCUGGAACGACAACAAUUGUCUGGAGAAGAGAGGCUUUGUUUGCCGCCACCGCCAGUUCCACUCGACAGAUGAGGGAGGAAACCCGAUUUUUCCCACGGACGUGAUAAUACCGGACGAGGGCAGCCUGAUCGCCAUCGGAGUGAUAAUCGCAGUGGUCAGCAUCAGUUUGGUGGCAGGUUUACUUUAUUACAUCCUCAUUGUGAGAGGAUCCAAGAGCAGCAGUCCAGGUCUGCCAGCCAAGGCCGACUACCACAUUGAUAUAGCCGCCUUCUCCAACCCCAACUUCCCUGGAGAGUCAGACACAUGAAUCCAGAUUUGAACUUUUGUACAGUGUUGUCAUGACAAUCGAUUGCAGCGUUAUGAAUUCUGUAAAUAAAAA
This is a messenger RNA of Synchiropus splendidus (mandarinfish), 6636 nucleotides long. Its product is annotated as macrophage mannose receptor 1. NCBI's taxonomy places the organism in Eukaryota, Metazoa, Chordata, Actinopteri, Syngnathiformes, Callionymidae. The transcript is spliced from 50 exons. The record is from RefSeq and is a predicted model, not a curated record. The coding region runs from base 58 to 6564 and encodes 2168 amino acids. Gene Ontology annotation, molecular function: signaling receptor activity; carbohydrate binding.